AUUCUGGUAUAAAUCUUUUUCCUUCAAUCCAGGCCAACUGAGAAAACACAUACAGAAACCCACAUUCUCAGAAACCCAGAGAGCGAGAGGGCAAACGAUAGCCCUCUCACUCUUUUCUUUUUUUCCGAAUUCCUUCAAUUAGGAACAAGAAGAAGAACAACAAUAACAAAAAAAUAUUCAUAAAUAAUAUUAAGAACCCUUCAAUCAUAAUCAUAUGAUUCUCCUUCCCCAUUCAAUCCCUCUUCUUUGAUGCGACGAUCGCAUGCCCGCACUCGGGUCGAUUCUAAACCCAACAGCAAAAUGGAUCCCAUCAAGCUCCAUAUCAGACCUAACCAACGAUCCUCUAAUCUCUUCUCCAAAUCCAAACCCUCCAAAUCAAGCUUAUUGUCUGUUUUCCUCUCUUCUUUUUUCACCCUGAUCGCUCUUUUAUCCUGCUAUUUUCUCUUCAAAAAUGGAUAUUCUUUUGAUUCUCGUAAAAGGUAUUGUAUUAUUAUUGACGGAGGCAGCACGGGCACCCGGAUUCACGUGUUCGCAUACCGAAUUGAGGGAGGCAAACCGGUUUUCGAUUUCGGCGAUGGGGCUAUGAAGGUGAAUCCGGGAUUGUCGUCGUAUGCUGAGGAUCCGAAAGGGGCUGGCAGGUCCUUGGAGGAGCUCGUGGAGUUUGGGAAAGGGAAAGUGCCCAAAAAGCUUUGGGGAGAGACGGAGAUUCGGUUAAUGGCGACGGCUGGGAUGAGAUUGCUUGAUUAUGAAGUUCAAGAGAGGAUUCUGGAGUCGUGUAGAAAGGUUUUGAGAAAGUCCCGGUUCAAGUUCAGGGAUGAUUGGGCCUCAGUUAUUACUGGCUCCGAUGAGGGGGUAUAUGCUUGGGUUGUUGCCAACUAUGCAAUGGGUACUCUUGGAGGUGAUCCUCGUGAAACAACUGGGAUUAUUGAACUUGGUGGAGCUUCUGCUCAGGUAACUUUUGUUGCAAAUGAAUCAGUGCCUCCUGAGUUCUCACGCACUGUUAAGUUUGGGAACAUUACUUACAGUAUCUACAGCCAUAGCUUUCUUCAUUUUGGCCAGAAUGCUGCUUUUGAAGCAUUGAGGGAAUCACUUGUCUCAGUGGACUAUCAACCAGCUUCUGAAUCACAUGAGAAAGGAAUAUUUGUAGAUCCCUGUACUCCUAAGGGUUACUCACAUGCUAUGGAAUCUUGGGAGCUCUCUCCAUGGUCAAAGGAAAAAAAUAAAUUUCUAUCCAGUCUUCAUUCACAGGGUAACUUCUCUGAGUGCAGAACUGCUGCAUUAACGCUGAUACAAAAGGGAAAAGAGAAAUGCUCCUAUCAGCAGUGCUACAUAGGAUCAACUUUCAUACCUAAGCUUCAGGGGAAGUUCCUGGCAACUGAGAAUUUCUUCUAUACAUCAAAGUUCUUUGGAUUGGGUCCAAGUGCAUUUCUUUCGGACCUUAUUAUGGCUGGGGAACACUUUUGUGGAGAAGAUUGGUCAACAUUGAAAAAGAAACACCAUUCAUUUGAUGGUGAUGAUCUGAUGCGCUAUUGCUUCUCUUCAGCGUAUAUUGUGGCCCUACUUCAUGACAGUCUGGGAAUUGCAUUGGAUGAUGAAAGGAUUGGAUACGCCAAUCAGGUUGGAAACAUCCCUCUUGAUUGGGCAUUGGGAGCUUUCAUCUUGCAGAGCACUGCUGCAUUUGACAUGCGGCACCCAGAUUGGAUAACCACUAUUAUUAGUGAUGACUCCUCCACACUUGUAUCCCUAAUUGCCAUUGCCAUAUUGUUGAUGUAUAUAGCAUGGUCUAUAUCAAAGUGUAGAAAGCCCCAGCUAAAGACAGUUUAUGAUCUAGAGAAAGGGCGGUACAUAGUUACUCGUGUUGGAAGAAGUUGAUAAGUAUAUUUCAAGGAGAUGAGUGCUUUUUUCUGGGCUUUGUAGAUUAAGAGGAAGCUCCUGUGUAAUUUCAAUUAGCAUUUAAAUAUUUUUUAUGCUCCCUUCGGGGGCAUGUCCAACUGCCAAAGUGUUCUCUCUUAAAGCUACCCUUUUCCUUGGAAAGGUGAGGUUGUACCAUGCUGAGUUGUAGUGUAACAUAGGAUAGAAGAUUAGAUUCGUUUCCCGUAUUGUAUCUAGCGAGACUUCAUCACAGCAGAUGCUUUUUCUAGUGCAUUUUUUAUUUGGAGUCUCCCCUCCCACUUUUAUGUCUCUCCCUCAGUUACUGAGGAACACAAUAUAUUUUUAGUGAUUUAACAUAUUGUUUAUUUCUGAUCUGGA
Messenger RNA from Hevea brasiliensis (rubber tree), 2250 nucleotides. Its product is annotated as probable apyrase 6. Bases 250 to 1872 code for a protein of 540 amino acids. Gene Ontology annotation, cellular component: membrane. The record is from RefSeq and is a predicted model, not a curated record. Gene Ontology annotation, molecular function: nucleoside diphosphate phosphatase activity. Lineage: Eukaryota; Viridiplantae; Streptophyta; Magnoliopsida; Malpighiales; Euphorbiaceae. The transcript is spliced from 8 exons. Gene Ontology annotation, biological process: nucleoside diphosphate catabolic process.